This is a messenger RNA of Pseudo-nitzschia multistriata, 2674 nucleotides long. NCBI's taxonomy places the organism in Eukaryota, Bacillariophyta, Bacillariophyceae, Bacillariales, Bacillariaceae. The record is from the annotation of a GenBank genome assembly.
AGUGAUCUCUCUUUUUCUGAUUCUUCAUUGUCAAGUUCUGAAAGUGACUGUCCUUUGGAAUUGAGAAAACGAAACAAAAAAAUGUCAGAAGAGAACUUUUCUUGGUCAUUCAAUAAGAGCCGACAAGAGUACACCAUUGGCGGAAAMAACAAAAUUCCACCGUUUUCAAUAUCCUCCAAUCUUUACGAUAAAUUAUACGAUUUUCAGAAGGAAGGUGUAGCUUGGAUGGCCGGGCUGCAUAUUCCUAGAAUUGGUGGUAUACUGGGAGAUGACAUGGGAAUGGUAAAUUUCAAUGGAAAAUUUCAGUCUAGCUCGUCGACAUCAACACAUCUGCUUUCUCAUGCAAUCUCAUGCAUUAUGUUGGUUCACUCUUCUCUCAUAGGGCAAAACAUUCACGACACUGACCUUCCUUGGAGGCUUGAUGAAGGCGAAGACGAUUAACAAAGCUGUUGUGGUGGCUCCUGUCAGUGUCUUGCGGAACUGGGAGAAUGAAGCGAGAAAAAUUCUACCUCUCUGUUGUCACGUCAAAAUCCAAGUCCUUUCUAGCGAUGUUACAGUAUAUAAUAGGCAGAAGAGAUUACACAAGGCAUUAGAAGCACAAUCGCCACAACUAGUGAUCACCUCAUUUGGUUUGGUGGCAAACAACCCUGGCCACUUCACGCAGAAUGUUGCUGGGAAGCAAGUUUGGGACUACAUCAUAUUGGAUGAAGCGGUAAGUCCGAAUUGUUUGUUGACGGCGUUGAAAAGUGAUGUGUUUCUAUUAUUGCUAAACUAAUCUUUUCCUUAUUUUUACGUCGUCAGCAUAAGAUAAAGAAUCCCAACACGAAAACUAGCGAAGCGAUGGAAGUGAUAGCAAAAAAUAAAAAAACUCGUAGAUUAAUUUUGACCGGUACCCCAAUCAUGAACAAUCUCAGAGAGCUGCACGCACUUUUUACUUUCGCGACUUCUGGAAAGAUUCUUGGAACGCACAAAGAAUUUCAAAACGAUUUCGGUAAACCCAUUGAGGCUGCGAGAAGUGCAGAUGCUGACCAUUUUGAGGUGAAAAGGGGAGAGGAAGCAAUGCAAGAGCUACAGAAAUUGAUUCAACCAUAUUUUCUGCAGCGAACGAAAGCCGAAUAUCUUGCCGAAUCACUUCCAGCCAAACAUGAAUACGUACUCUGGACAAAUCUAUCUUCUCUCCAACGAGAAAUGUACACGAAAUAUAUCCAAUCUGAAAUUGUUUCUAGUCUUCUAGAAGGUGAAGCUAAAUCUCCAUUGUUUGCAAUUUCAUGGCUUCAAAAGUURUGUGGCCAUCCUUUGCUUGUCGAAGAGAAAGCUGUGGAUUUAGCUGACGGUUAUGACGAAUAUGACGCGAAGGAGUUGAUGGCUACAUCCGCAAAGCUUGAAGUUGCCUACAAUCUUCUUGAUGCCUUGAUUCGAAAAGGCCAUCGGACCUUAAUUUUCUCGCAGUCCACAAAAGUACUGGACAUCAUCGAACGUGUUCUGAAGUAUAAAUUCAAGCUAUUACGAAUCGACGGAUCAACGAAAGAAAAAGAUAGACAAAAAUAUGUCGACGAAUUCAACGAAUCGGGUUCGGAUAUUGAUAUCAUGCUUAUAUCUACCAAAGCUGGGGGACAGGGCCUAACUUUGACAGGAGCAGAUUCGUGCAUAGUUUACGAUCCAUCGUGGAAUCCUGCAGAGGAUGCACAAGCAGUUGGUAAGUCCAAGACAAAGAAGUCUGGGAAGGAUUUUACUUGUUUUCUAAUUGUCUCAGUUUAACUUAUUGAUUUCACUUUGUUUAGAUCGUUGCUACCGGCUUGGCCAGAAGAAGGAGGUUCAGGUAUUUCGACUCAUUACUGCAGGUACGGUAGAAGAGAAACGGUACGAAAAACAAAUCCAUAAAGAUGGCAUACGUCGGACGAUUCUAACAAACACUGGAAAUAAUACAGCGAAGUAUUUCACUAAAGAGGAACUCAGGAAGAAAGUAUUUGUUCUCGGGAAUGAAGGUGAAUGCGAGUUCCUGGAAAAACUUGAGAUGAGAGGAUAUGGAUACGACGCUCGGAAAAAUCCAGCUUAUUCCUAUUGCUCCCACAAAGGAGUAGUUGGCCAGAGUUCACACGACAUUGUCUAUUCGCUGCCAGAGAGUUUCUAUUUCGAUGAGCUCAUCACAUCGUAUUCGCAUCAACCAUUUAGCAGCCUUCCUACAGAAUCGACUUGGAUUGCGAACAAAAGCAAACCUCGGCCCAUGGGUCGAUCCUCCAAAGUUCCGUCCAAAAAAAAAUAUUACAAUGAAGACAAAGAGAACAAAACUAAAAAUAGUAAGAUGGAAGGGGUUCGAAAUUUCAGCGAGACAACAAAAACURACCUUUCGUCUGACAUUGGUAAUCUGCCGUCAGAUUCUCAAAUCGCAUUCAAGAAAUUGAUUUUACRGGUUGAGCGUCUUCACCGCUCCGGGAAGAGAGAACAGGCGGUGGGAGUGCUAAUGGACCUUCUCGACAAAAAUCUUGGGAAAGCUCACUCACAAAAAGUACACGAGAUGAUGUCUUCUGUAACGAAUGAGAUAGGAUGGUUAGAUGGCUGAAUCGAAUACGUAUCACAAUUAAUAGGAACCAGGGCCAUAAGUGUCCGAGGCAAAUUCCACACCUGCCGCGACUAAGACUGGCCUAAAAGACAGCAAAAAAGAACGUCUUUAACC